Molecule: messenger RNA, 811 nt
Organism: Lacerta agilis (Sand lizard)
Lineage: Eukaryota; Metazoa; Chordata; Lepidosauria; Squamata; Lacertidae
Gene: BHLHE23
Product: basic helix-loop-helix family member e23
Exons: 1
Coding region: 56-739 (227 amino acids)
Molecular function (GO): protein dimerization activity
Source: RefSeq, a predicted model, not a curated record
CGUUGCUCCAGGCGCGCAGCUCUUCGCCGGCUCGGCGGAGCUGCCGGAGAAAGCCAUGGCCGAACUCAAGUCCUUGAGCGGAGAGUCCUACCUGGCUCUGGCGCAGAGCUACAACCAGACGGCGUUCGCCUACGGCGCCGUGCGAGGCGGCGAGGCCGGGCGCGGGUACCCCGGCGGCGCGGGCGGCCUGGACUUCCAUGCCGCGCAGCUGGGGAAGUCGGCGGAGAGCAGCGGCGAGCAGAGCUGCGACGAGGAGGACGCCUUCGACGGCGCCAAGGAGGGCAGCCCGGCGUUUGAGCGCGACGGCAAGCUGAAGGCGCCCGGUGCCCUCGGGGGGACCAAGAAGCCCAAGGAGCAGCGCUCGCUGCGCCUCAGCAUCAACGCCCGCGAGCGGCGGAGGAUGCACGACCUGAACGAUGCCCUGGACGGCCUGCGCUCCGUCAUCCCUUACGCGCACAGCCCGUCGGUGCGCAAGCUCUCCAAAAUCGCCACGCUCCUCCUGGCCAAGAACUACAUCCUGAUGCAGGCGCAGGCCCUUGAGGAGAUGCGGCGCCUCGUGGCCUACCUCAACCAAGGCCAGACGCUCAGCACGCCCAUCCCGGCCGCGCUGGCCCCCUUCGGACAGUCGGCCGCCGUCUAUCCAUUCACGGGCGCUGCUUUGACCAGCUGCCCCGAGAAAUGCACUGCCUUCCCCGGGGCCAGCUCUGGCCUUUGCAAACACUGCAACGAAAAACCUUGAUGUACCCGUUUGACCUUAGAACAAACUCCAAAAAAACCCCACCCGACUUUCCUUUUCACUCCAUCAGCCCCG